Molecule: messenger RNA, 1266 nt
Organism: Daktulosphaira vitifoliae (grape phylloxera)
Lineage: Eukaryota; Metazoa; Arthropoda; Insecta; Hemiptera; Phylloxeridae
Gene: Rab1
Product: ras-related protein Rab-1A
Exons: 6
Coding region: 440-1063 (207 amino acids)
Molecular function (GO): GTP binding; GTPase activity
Source: RefSeq, a predicted model, not a curated record
AAUAAUAUGUUGGUGCAAAAUCAUCGUCUCGGUCGUUGGUGAUAACGCAUAGCAGCCAUAUUUGUAUGUUAUGUGUAAGUCUAGCCUGUCUGCCGUCCGUUGUCUUUUAUGUAGUACAUAAUUAUUAAGAAAUUUUAUUUUGUUAGCGUAUCUUAGUUGCUCUGUUGAUCGAUUAGGACGUAAACGUCUUUUUACUUAGGUUAAACAUAUUCAAUCUGUGUAGUUUAAUUUUAUACAUAUUUUGUGUAACUGUAAAAAAACCUAGAUAUCGAAAAACCAGUUAUCACACAUAAGCUGUUAGCGAUUCCAUACUGUACUACGUUUUCCAAUAAUUAGAAGAAUAAUACGCCCCUAUUGUUGCUUUACAACUUAUUAUUUUGCCGCUGUCAAUUAAUUUUUAAGUAUUUUGUUUUAAUCUAUUGUCAAAGAAAAACUAAACAUGAGUCCUGAUUAUGAUUACCUGUUCAAAUUGUUGUUAAUUGGAGACUCUGGAGUUGGAAAAUCAUGUCUUCUUCUUCGAUUUGCAGAUGACACUUAUACAGACAGCUAUAUUAGUACAAUUGGAGUAGAUUUUAAAAUCCGUACUAUUAAAUUGGACAAUAAAACAGUUAAGCUGCAAAUUUGGGAUACUGCAGGUCAAGAGCGAUUUAGGACUAUCACUUCCUCGUACUAUAGAGGAGCUCAUGGUAUCAUUGUUGUCUAUGAUUGUACAGAUAUGGAAACCUUUACUAAUCUCAAACAAUGGCUUGAAGAAAUAUCUAGAUAUGCAUGUGAAAAUGUAAAUAAACUGUUGGUUGGAAACAAGUGUGAUAUGACUGAUAAAAGAGCAGUUGAUGAAGCUACAGCCAAAGAAUAUGCAGAUCAUCUCAAAAUUCCAUUUUUGGAAACAUCAGCUAAAAAUGCAACCAACGUUGAAUUAGCCUUUUUGACGAUGGCCAGUGAAAUUAAGAACCGAAUAGGUCCCCAAGAUGGUCAGUCUGUUGGUGGACCUGGUGGAGAAGCUGGAAAAGUGACUAUUGAUUCUUCAAGCAAGAAUGCUGAAACACAAAGUGGUUGCUGUUAAUAAAACUAAACGUAUGGACCAAGCAGAUAAUAUUUUUUUGUUUCUUACAAUUACUAAAACAAGCCAAAUAAACUGCUAUUUAAAAUUAAUAUGGUCGCUAAUUAAUAUUAUUAUAUAUUAUUUAAAGUAAAUUAUCCUCCUUUUAAAUGAGUUGUAAUAUAUUUAAUAUAUAUAUAUAUAUAUAUUGAUGAAUUAAUUUCAAU